Molecule: messenger RNA, 2929 nt
Organism: Sarcophilus harrisii (Tasmanian devil)
Lineage: Eukaryota; Metazoa; Chordata; Mammalia; Dasyuromorphia; Dasyuridae
Gene: CCDC120
Product: coiled-coil domain containing 120
Exons: 7
Coding region: 28-1950 (640 amino acids)
Source: RefSeq, a predicted model, not a curated record
CCUUCCCCUAUUAUAGGAGCCCCCACAAUGACCCCCUUCCCCUACCAUGGGAGACCCCACAAUGGCCCCCUUCUCCCACCACAGGAGCUGACAGGCCGACUGCCUGCCGAAUACCCCUUGGAGCCUGGGGAGCAGCCUCAUCCAGUCCGGCGCAAGGCUGCCCCUGUCCCCCCUCAGGCCCGGGGACUCUGUCCCUCUGGGAUGCUUGCACUGGAGACGCUUGAGAGAGAGGUGUCAGUUCAGAGGCAGAUCGCCGCCGCUGCCAGACGCCUGGCCUUGGCCCCGGAGCUCAGCGUGGAACAGCGGCGGCGGCGGCGGCAGGUCCAGGCCGACGCAUCUCAGAGACUUCUGGAACUGGAGGAGCAGCUGAGGGCUAGCCGGGCCCUCCUGGGCCUUCCGCUCACCCUGCUUCCCCAGACCCAGCCUCCUCUGCCAGGCCAUGGGGGCCCCGGACUCCCCGGGCUCAGGACCCGAGUGGCCCAGCUCAGCCAAGAUGACGCCUCUCGCUCGGAGAGCAGCUCUCUCUCGGAGUCAGCGAGCCAUGAGAAUGAGGACCCCCACGGCGAGCGGCCCUCGCUCCCCAAGGCCCGGGACCAGCUGCGGGCAUCCAUAUCGGCCGGGGGCAGCCCAGAACGUAGACAGCCCUGGAAGGCGACCCCUCCCCCGCCAGUCGCCGAGCUCUACGGGGACCUGAAGAGCCGGAGGAACUCGGUGGCCAGCCCUACCAGCCCCACCAGGACCCUUCCCAGGAGCAUCUCCAGCUUUGAGGGCAGAAGCGUUCCUGCCACGCCCGUCCUGGCCCGGGGUCCUGCGCCCCAGCUCUGCAGGCUGGAGGGCCUUCACUCGCGCCAGUGGUCCGGCAGCCAGGACUCUCAGAUGGGCUUCCCGCACGCGGACGGCCCCUGGGAGCGGGCUUUCCUCGUCUCUGGCCGAACCCGCCGGAGCAACAGCUCCGAGGCCCUGUUGGUCGACCGAGGCGCCGGGAUCUCCGGCUUUGCGUGUGCCCGCCUGCCCCCGGAAGGGCCGCCGGUAUCCCCGCCCUGCAAAAGCAACGAGAGUAUUUUUGAGCGAGCGGCCCCGGUACCCCCCCCAGCCUUCUCUUCUCGAACAGCCGGGCCUCCGGACCCUCCCCGGGCCGCCCGGCCCAGCUCGGCCGCCCCUCCGGCUCCCCGGGGUCGGCCCCUGCCGGCCUACGGCGACCUCCUGCUGGAUUACUACCUGGCCCGGGGUGGACAGUGCUGGGCCGAGGGCCCGGGCCCCCUUUCCUGCAGGGAAAGUCUCCUUGUCUUCUUUCCCCCAGCUCCUUCCGCGCUCCAAGGGGACGGCGGAGGCGGCACGGGCAGCCCCCUCCUUCGAGCCAAGGACCCAGCACCCCACGGAGGCCCCGGGCGCGGGCUGAGUGGUCGCGCCAAGUCCGACGACGGGGGCCCGCUGCCCGGUUCCUUCUGGGCGGGCCCCGGGCCGAGCCGUUACCACGGUCAGCCGGACCAGGCGGCUGCCGAUCCCCGGGUCGGUCACAAGGCUCUGGCCCUCGAGGGCCUCCGGGACUGGUACAUUCGAAACGCGGGCUCGACGGGAGGGGGUCCCGUGGCGGGCCUUCACCCCUCGGCCCGGGGCCUCCUUCCGGAGGGCCAGGCCCUGCAUCCCUCCCCGUUCCCCUGGCAUCACUCUAGCUACCCCCAAGGCCUCCUGCUGCACGCUGCCCACGGCACCGCGGCUAGCCCCGAACCCUACCUGGGCUACGCCGGAGUGGCGCUGCCCUCCGCGGCGGCGGCGGCGGCAGCGACAGCCCUACCUCACUCCCUCAGCUUCACAGCGCCUCCCGUCUCCGGCAGACACUAUGCAGACUUCCUGUACCCCCCAGAGCUGAGCUCCCACUUAAGUGACCUGGCACUGGAGGGGGACCGGCCCCUGGACUCAGAUCCUCGAACCCCAGGGACGUUGGUCUGACCUUUCUGCCCCUGGAGACACUGGUCUGACACCUCAGUAGCCCCAGCUCCACCCUGGGGGCUGGUCUAGAUUCCCAACGUCCCGUCUCCGUAAACCUUUCCCUGCACGGAACCCAGGGAUGCUGCUCCCCCGCCCCGCCCUUUUGCUUCCUGACCACCGGUCCUCCCAGGCCCCCCUUCCUGCGACCCAAGUGGGUCGCGGCUGGUGUGAACUGCGCAGGGCCCCCCCCCCCUCUUUUUUCUACCUGCUCCAAGGAACUCUGGAUAUCGAUCUGACCUGUGACCUUCCUCUCCCCACUCUCCCCAGAUUGGGGGGGAGGCGGGGUGUGGGCUUUGUGGGGAGGGGCCGGGCCGGGUCGCAGGCCCACAGGAGAGGCCGGCGGCCCAGAGGCCAUCUAACCUAUCAUCCUCCUGUGUCUCCUUUCGUUGCCAUCAGGCCUCCAGCUGGAAGCAGGUACCAGGCUCAGCCGUUCUGGUUUGGGGGCAGGGGCUAGCCGGCGCCCCCGGAGGCGAGAUGCCGCCUGGUCUUCCGCGGCUUGGGGGUCGGGGCAGAAGGCCCGGUGGCCACCAGAGGUCCCCUGCUGUGAAGAUCCGGGGGAGGGGGGAGACGGGGAAGCUCCUUAGCGGGCAGCCGCGGUCACCCCGCUCCGGCAGGAUAAAGACUCGACGCCGUCCCGGCUAUCUAGAUGGCGAGGGGGCGGGGGUGCCCGCCUGCCCCCCAUCUCCUGAGGAUGAACUCCCAGACUCUCGGGCUUCUCCUCUCCAACCUGCACAUACGUGUUGUUGCCCCUCCCUCCCUCCCUCCCACCUAGCUCUAGUGCUGUCUUAUCUGGACAGCUUCACUCCCCAGGGGAGGGAAGAGGAAGCUUUCUUUUUGUGGAGGGAGUACAAAGGGCCCCCUGGGGUGGAUCUCUCUGGCCUCGGGGGCGGCAACACUGGAACACUCGGGUUUCUAUAAUAAACAGGUGAAUGGUUCUGGC